AUGGCGAAACCUGUUGCUACAAGAUUCAUGAUAAUUUCAGACACUCACAACUUCCAAUUUGGGAAUGCGGAAAAGUGGUACGGCGCCUUCCGUCAACCAGUCCCCAAAGUCGACGUUCUUCUCCAUGCCGGCGACUUGACUGAACGCGGGGGAUUGAAGGCCUAUAAAGGUGUUCUGAACAUGCUCAGCAGCAUCGAUGCUGAGCUAAAGUUGGUCAUUGGGGGGAACCAUGAUUUCUCUCUUGACGGAAAUUACUGGAGAAAUCACCUGUUCGAAGAUGCGGACCCUGAGGAUAUAGCGGAACAUGACAACGCAAUGGAAAUAUUCAAGGGGCCAUUGGCAAAAGAAGCAGGCGUCACCUACCUCGAAGAAGGACUCAACACCUUUACCCUCAAAAACGGUGCCAAGUUCACCAUCUACACCUCUCCAUAUCAGCCCGAAUUCUACGACUGGGCAUUCCCCUACGAAAGAAAUGAGGACCGCUUCAAUCUCCAGGAUCAAUCUGCCCCCGGCGUCACUUCCAUCGCAACGAAUCCUAUCCCCGAUUUCCCUUCUGUCGACAUUAUGAUGACCCACGGGCCACCGAAAGAUAUUCUUGACUGGACAGCCCACGGGACUGUGGGUUGCGAGAACCUGCUUCGAGCAGUCAGCCGCGCUCGACCUCGUCUCUACUGCUUUGGACAUAUCCACGAGGCGUACGGCGCCAAGGUCAUUACAUGGAAAGACGACAAGACGCUGAUUGGAGCUAAGGCGAUCGAAGAACAAUCUCCGCAGCCAAACGUCUAUCCGAAUUCAAGCAGUUGGCCCAUCAAUUUUGGGAAGGAGACCUUGAUGGUCAACGCGGCCAUCAUGAACCUCCAGUACAGACCGACCAACGCUCCUUGGCUGGUUGAUCUCGAACUUCCGCGUGCAACGUGA
Messenger RNA from Hyaloscypha bicolor E, 918 nucleotides. Its product is annotated as Metallo-dependent phosphatase. Lineage: Eukaryota; Fungi; Ascomycota; Leotiomycetes; Helotiales; Hyaloscyphaceae. Gene Ontology annotation, molecular function: hydrolase activity. Bases 1 to 918 code for a protein of 305 amino acids. The transcript has a single exon. The record is from RefSeq and is a predicted model, not a curated record.